AUGCUUCAGAAUCUCCUCUCGAAAAGGGAUUAUAAGUAUAUCCUGAAAAAUAAAGGCAAUAUUAACAGUUCCUGUAAAGAGUCUUUGUUAGAGGAUUUUGAGAACCGAAGUAUCACACCUACUAGGAAUAUUUUAGAUAGGCACUGGCAGGGGCAUACUAUACAAGAACUCACAAAUAAUGAAGCAAUAAUGUGUGAAAGCUCAAAAGCAGGAUUAUCAGGGGAUCGGAAGCCGCGUAAUUCUUUUAUACACAACAUACGAAACAUACAUAUCGUUAUGAUUACACAUAAUAUCGAUAUUUUGCAACGGAUUCUUCAAAGGAUUAGAUACAUAGGACAGAGGGUUCUAACUACCCGAAUCAGCAUUAUCAUAGAAUAUCAAAGAGAAUUAGGUGUGGCUGUCCAAGAAACUUUAUCAAUGAGAAAUAGAACAUUUAGAACCAAAGUAAAACGUCAAACAAAAUAUCUCCUCAAUCUCAAAGGGGAAAUGGGGAAAAUCCAUACAGUACAUCAACAGCUCAAGGGAAGAAUCUUAGGAAAUAUCGCAAUACUGAAAAUCCGGAAUCAUCAGCACGCAUUCACGGGAAUUCGUACUAUACUCCUCAAGCAAUACCACGUCGUCAUCAAUUCGGUGUGCCAUCCAAUACCUAAGAGUACAGCGGCAGAAAUAAUACAUACUUGUCGAACAAUUCUACAUGGUCCCGCAUCCUCCUUAUCAUAUAAAGCAUACAAUUCUGUACAGAGGGGUAAACAGCAUCCCCAUAUUAGGAGGAGUGAGUACUGGUUACUGGGGAUUGAAGUAUAUCGUCUGAUGCUCCUUUUACGGAUGCUGGUUGCAUAUACACUGGAAGUAUUACCGUUAUUAGUAGGCAUCCCAUUGAUAGUUGUCCCUUCUGUAUCUUAUGGACUCUUUGCUUUAGGUGUCAUAGAAUAUCUUUAUGUGCUUCUGAAAGUAUCCGAAUAUCGACAGACAUUCAACGGUAUGAGUAAGCUUCAUUUUAAGGAUUGUAUAUAA
Messenger RNA from Plasmodium inui San Antonio 1, 1014 nucleotides. RefSeq lists its product as hypothetical. Bases 1 to 1014 code for a protein of 337 amino acids. The record is from RefSeq and is a predicted model, not a curated record. The transcript has a single exon. Lineage: Eukaryota; Apicomplexa; Aconoidasida; Haemosporida; Plasmodiidae.